AGUUGAUCGCUGUUGUUAUUCGAUGUUUAAGGUCAUCGGGGUUAGUGGGUAUCAAAACUUAGAUAACUCCUCUUUCAAAUGGUCGCUGACUCAUUCCGUGACGAUGGUUGAGAACUGAAGCAAUGCGUAAUGAAAUCGGUUCAUUCUUUUUGAAUAACCCUGUAUAUGAACAGUAUAAUUGUAUUUGUUCAAAAGUGCGAAAGACAAAGUUCAAAUGUGCUCCGGAAAUAGUGUAAAGUUUAAUUACCAUUAGCCACUCACACCUGAAAAUAUUAUCGUUACCCAACCGGUCUAUUCUACAGUAUUAAUCCAAACAGUUACAACAACUGAAGCUGCAGGGAACUGUAUUUGGGUUGACCUGGAUGUAAGUGGCAUCACACUUUUAUUCUGAUAAAACAAACAUCCCACCGGAUGGUGUAGCUUUGUUUUUGCUAGCAAAACACAGCUAUUCGCUUUGGAUUAAAAAAGAGCCAAAUGGCUGGCAGCAGACUGGAGAAGUUUGGAACUGUAUUCACCAGGGUUCGAGAUCUGAUGCGCUCUGGAGUCAUAAAGCUGUCAGAGAAACCCAUUUGGUAUGAUGUAUACAAGGCUUUUCCACCAAAGAGGACCCCCCUCUAUGUGAAGCCACAUACCAGACCCAGUACCAAGAAACAAGAGACUGUGCCUGAAAUAUUCUACAGAGAGGAUGAAGUUAGAGUGAAGUUCUAUGAGCAGUACGGGCCGGGUCCAUGGCCUCUUGAUCUCUUCAAAUCCAACUUUGUUUCUACGUGUCAGAGGUUUGUGGAUAAGUACUCAGAGUUGAAGAGCCAGAGAAAGCUGGAUGACUCUGCUUUGUUUGAGGAGACUGGGAAGGCCUUACUCGCAGAGGGCAUCGUGCUGAGAAGGAGAGGAGCACCUACUGUGUCAGGAGAGCCCAAGGAUCCAGUGUUGGGACUGAAGCUAACAGACAUGUUGGCACAGCAGCAGUCCGACAGCGCUGACAGCGACAAGACAGUGGAGCACACUCCACACACACAAACACCAUAGACCUCAGCAGCUCAGGGACCAUCUGAUGAGCUGCAGGCUUCCCACAUAAGAUCUGCUGUGUGACUGACUGUUAUAAUAUUUGGCCCUGUUUUUGGUCAUUUGUAGAAAACUGCUUUAUUUGAAGCACCUAGUCAUGACAUGGCAUGUAAAGGAUCUCAAUCAAACCCAGGAACUGCUGAUUAUGCACCACCAGCAGGGUGCUGUAAAUGCACAGUCUUACAGAGAAGAAUGGGCCCAAAAACAUGUAUGUGGGUGUGGGUGGGUGGAAAUGAAAUGUGAAAUUAAAGUUGCUUUUG
Molecule: messenger RNA, 1322 nt
Organism: Monopterus albus (swamp eel)
Lineage: Eukaryota; Metazoa; Chordata; Actinopteri; Synbranchiformes; Synbranchidae
Gene: mrps23
Product: mitochondrial ribosomal protein S23
Exons: 5
Coding region: 475-1026 (183 amino acids)
Biological process (GO): translation
Cellular component (GO): mitochondrion; ribosome
Molecular function (GO): structural constituent of ribosome
Source: RefSeq, a predicted model, not a curated record